AGGGCAACGCCUGAGACUGGGGACGCGGUGGGGGGCUGCCGCGUCCCCCGGCUCCUCCCUCACGUGCUGCUGUCCCGGGUCCCGCACCGCCCGCGCUGGCGCACCUGGCCGGGAGUCCGGAGCUCCGCCCGCCGCGCCCACAGCCUGGCUGUGGCCGAGUCCUGGCCUCUCCGAGCUCCAGGGCUGUCGGCGACAGCAGCCACCUGCCCAGCAGCGCGGGACGCAGGGAACAGGCUGGGGAGCAGCUGCGAGGCCCUUCGGUCUGGAGGAGCUUCUGGAAGCACAGGUGUGGACCUCAUCACUGCCUGUGACAUCCGGUACUGUGCCCAUGAUGCUUUCUUCCAAGUCAAGGAGGUGGAUGUGGGUUUGGCUGCUGAUGUGGGAACUCUGCAGAGGCUGCCCAAGAUCGUUGGGAACCAGAGCCUGGUCAAUGAGCUGGCCUUCACCUCCCGCAAGAUGAUGGCUGACGAGGCCCUGGGUUGUGGGCUGGUCAGCCGGGUGUUCCCAGACAGGGAAACGAUGCUCGAUGCGGCCUUUGCCCUGGCAGCCGAGAUCGCCAGCAAGAGCCCUGUGGCGGUGCAGGGCACCAAAGUCAACCUGAUCUACUCCCGUGACCAUUCGGUUUCGGAAGGUCUCAACUACAUGAGCUCCUGGAAUAUGGCCAUGCUGCAAACGGAUGACAUCAUGAAGUCUGUCCAGGCCGCGAUGGAGAAGAGGGAUCUUAAGAGUGUCACCUUCUCCAAACUCUGAGAGAGGUCCUUCCAGGGCAGGCCCGGGUUCUGGCCAUGCCCCCACCUGGGGUCUGUGUUCUUUCCUGCAGAGAGAUGGAGGAUUAGUGAAGCUGUUCGCCUCAGUGCCUUCUCCCUCAA
Sorex araneus (European shrew) is the source of this 869-nucleotide messenger RNA. RefSeq names its product delta(3,5)-Delta(2,4)-dienoyl-CoA isomerase, mitochondrial-like. Lineage: Eukaryota; Metazoa; Chordata; Mammalia; Eulipotyphla; Soricidae. Gene Ontology annotation, cellular component: mitochondrion. The transcript is spliced from 6 exons. The record is from RefSeq and is a predicted model, not a curated record. Gene Ontology annotation, molecular function: delta(3,5)-delta(2,4)-dienoyl-CoA isomerase activity. The annotation marks the transcript as partial.